AUGCUAUUUCAAAUUUUCAUUUUUUAUUACUUAAUCAUGACUCCUAAGCUUCCAUCUGCGCGCAAACGCGGUAGGCCGUCACUGAACGGCGCCUCAUCAUCACCAGAUUAUCCAACCCAGCGAGCGUUACACGCAGCGCAGCGCAUUCAUCAAGCCUGUGGCAUGUGGCCAACUGAGUUCUGCAAAGGUUUUGUACCUGAGACUUGGGGUAUUCGACUUAUUGAGGGCCUUUCCGCAUUGGUCUCUCUGGUAGUUGCUGCUGAGAACGUGGAGCUCGGCGAGGUGCGCCAUAGAUUGAAGGUUUUCGCUACUAGCCAUCCGAGCUCAGAUCGCCCGCGACUUCGUAAGUCAGAUAUCGCAAAAGUGCGAAAGUGGUUACGCAGGAUGGGAAUUGAUACUAAACAAACACGGCGAUGGAAUGGGCGUGCGGAUGAUCAAGUUGAUGAGGAUGAGACUGCGGACAGUGGAGGAACCGAGUCAAACUCUGAAGCGGUUGAUGAGAUUAUCGCGUUAGGCCCUCGAGAAGAUCUCAGCGAAUAUGAAGAUGAAGAUGAAGAAGAGACUGAAGAAGAUCCCGACUUGACAGUCGAAGAGGAAGAGAGCGCCCCUCAUGAACGAAACCUUUGGUCACGAAACAGAGACAUCGGUGAUAUUCCAGAUGAUGAGCCUAUGGAGGACACCAUGGCGGCCAAUCCCAGGUCUGCGCCCGCCAAAAUCAAUGGGCAAUCCAGAGGCAGUCCUGUCGCCUCCGUCUCCAGCUCCGGCUCCAACGCAGCCGAGUCAAGCGCCCGCCCUCGGCGCAGCUUUCGACCACCAUCUCGCUUGGUUUAUGAUACCCCCCAGAGCUCUAUUCGCCGCCCAGAGGGACCAGAUGAACAAGUUUCGGAGUCUUCUGCUGCUACAACUCCGCGGGCUUUUCAAAGCUCGACGCAGCCGCGCGAACCACCAAGCUCCCAAAUGAUGGCCCCUCUCCCCUCUGCUUCUCGGAACGCCCAGGGUGCUCAACGAUCUGGUGUGCAACCGCUCAAGCAAAAAGCGUCAUCUGUUCCGGGCAAUCCUCAGACUCCCGUGUUUCUUCCUGCGACAACUCCACAGGGCACUAUGCACCCUCCGCAACCACCAGGCAGCCAGGGAUCAGCAACCGCGGCUCAGAACUCUAUACAACUUCGUGCACAAUCAGCAGAAUCUCUACCUACACCCCAGAGCGCGCGACAGCCUGACCAACGAUCAAGUAGCCAGCCAUCAAUGGCUGCUACGAGUUCUCAAAGCUCCUCUUCUCCUCGCGCACAAGCAAGCUCGCAGCCAGCACUGUCUCGUCGUACCAGUACUACUUCUCAGACCUCCCAGAGCUCUCAGCAGCAACCGAAUCACCGACCAUCGGCGUCUACCAAUGCGACUCCUCAAGCAUCUCUAUACUUCCACCUAGGAGGCAGUGAACCAUCGACACCUCGUCCCAUCGCCCCGGCUGGGGUUAACAAGCGCCCUGCUCCGUCAUCGCCAGUAAACACAUUUAUAUCUACCAACAACUUCGUCAACCAGACAGCGGCGAGCAUUUCAGAAUCACUCACAGCCUCUUCAACCAAAAGACGAAAGACUGCUGACGUUCGACGCCCAAGUUCACAGGUGACUGGAUCAUUGGAUUGGAACGCUCUUCUUGUGAGCAACAUUUGCAAAUACAGUCAAUCCGAUGAGGUCGUCAUAAACUAA
Fusarium oxysporum Fo47 is the source of this 1707-nucleotide messenger RNA. RefSeq lists its product as uncharacterized. The record is from RefSeq and is a predicted model, not a curated record. The coding region runs from base 1 to 1707 and encodes 568 amino acids. Lineage: Eukaryota; Fungi; Ascomycota; Sordariomycetes; Hypocreales; Nectriaceae. The transcript has a single exon.